Messenger RNA from Puccinia graminis f. sp. tritici CRL 75-36-700-3, 1995 nucleotides. RefSeq lists its product as uncharacterized. The transcript is spliced from 3 exons. Bases 422 to 1528 code for a protein of 368 amino acids. NCBI's taxonomy places the organism in Eukaryota, Fungi, Basidiomycota, Pucciniomycetes, Pucciniales, Pucciniaceae. The record is from RefSeq and is a predicted model, not a curated record.
GUAGAAGCCAUUCGUCGUAUGUUUUCCCUCUCGAGGUAUGUACGAGGCUUAGUGUGUGUCUGCUUUUAGGAUGGAUUGAUGAUGAGGAUGGAGUCAUCACGUCAGCCGGCAAGACACACUGUAGUAGCGUGUUAUGUGGGAUGUCUGGUGAUGUUAUGUUAUGUUAUGUGGUAUGAAACUGUGCCUAUAUAAACUCAGAGUCAGGCCCAUCGACGCAGCUUCUCCUGCUCUUUGCUCCCUCCGAUGGCCAAACCUAACAACCAACAACAACAACAACCAGCAUAAGACAUCUACCUCAUAAUAUCCCAGCUGCAUCAUCGACUUCGUUCAAUUCUAAUCCUACAUAAUCGUCUCAGAAACCAAUCUACAUAACCUAAAGCACUCUUCACUUAUUUACUUGAACACCUCUACCCUAGUCGGAAUGCCAAAGUCAAAGGCCUAUUCAAACCCACUACCCUCGAUGGCCGACGAACAGCGAUACGGCACAAAGUGUCACGAACUACGGGCAAAGAUACGAGAGAUCGAACGGGAAAAUCAAAACACGCAGCUGAAAAUCUUGCAAUCCAAGAAAAACGUUUCACGCUUAAGGAUCGAGCGAUCGGUGCUCUACGAAGCAUUGGCAACGAUCACCGCCAACGCGGCCAAAGCAGCUGAUUUGAAUGUCCCUCCUCAAGCUCAACCAUCUACUUCCAAUCCCCCACUAUCUACUUCAAAUCCGAACCCAACACCUUCCAUCCCAUCGCCCCACAACGGAUUUCAUCCUCAAAACCUCCCACCUCCUAAUAGGGGCUACAAUGAUCCAGCACCAAGCUCCAACAACAGUCAUGGACAAGUACCUAAUCGAAACUUCAGCAGAUCAACAGAACCAAUCCCAAUGAACGGGAUCACUGGAUUGCUGAAUUCGAGUAACAAUAGUAAUACUAAUAAUCUUCACCACGGACCACCCCCGCCGAUCCCUCACAGUCAAUAUCCUCAAAACUUGCCUCUUCCAACUCAGGCGCCAUCCCAUAAUCCUAGGAUGUCUGCCAACGCGCAUCAACUCGCGCCGAUCUCUGCCGACCCGACGGCGAGUGCCCGAUUCUCUACGGCCUCUGACAGUCCUACAGCGCCCAACAACCAUUUCCCGCAUCACCAACUCGGCGCUCGCUCGAUGUCCGUCUCUGCUCACCACCACCACAGCCGCUAUCCAUCACCACACCACCAUCACCACCACCAUCAUCACCGUCACCCCUCCGAGCAUGCCCACUCUAACCCAGCCUCGGCAGCUGUACUCCCAAGUCUACGGCCCCAUCCGCCCGUCUCUCAGCCGCUUUCAAACGGAAACGGCCCCGCUCUCCGUGUCGAGGGCCGGGCCGAGGGCGAAGGAGCUGACGAGGAGGAAGAUGCCGAGGAGGAGGAUGGGGAGGAGGAGGAAGAGGAGGAAGAUGAGGAGGAGGAAAUCGAAGGAAGCGCUAAGGACGGAUCAACAUCGAUCAGACAGGUCGAGGAUGAGAUGGAGAUCGACGCCGAAUGCGAGGAGGAAGAAUGAUGCUCGCUCUAAUUCUUCCCAUCCACUACCCCUCUCUCUCCCUCCUCCCCUUCCCUCUCUGCUCUUCUUCGCUUCCUUUUGAUACAUUAAAAAAAAAGAAAAAAGAAACACGUUUCAGUUAAUUUGUAGAACUCGUGUGUGUGUGAUGUUGUGAUCAUCUAUGGAAAAUUCUACGCGUUGUAUGGCUGAGUUUUUCUUCUCUCUUCUCUCUAGCUCUUUUCUUUCCUGUCUACUCUAUUCAUAUAUAAUCCAAAUACUCUUGUUUGUGGGUUUGUGGGUUUGUUUGUUUGUUUGUUUGUAAUCGAUUUAGUAAUGGAUAUAUCCUGGUUGUUGAUUGUUCUGAAGUGAUCAUUGUCGUCAUCAGUUAUCUCUAAAUAUUCAUUCUUGAUUCAAUUGCUCUCUCUGUCGCGCUGUUCUCUUCUUCUGUGUCUGCAUCUAUGUGUAUGUUGUAAGGAUACAUACACUUU